Mugil cephalus (flathead mullet) is the source of this 4330-nucleotide messenger RNA. It is a transcript of the gene b4gat1, whose product is annotated as beta-1,4-glucuronyltransferase 1. The transcript is spliced from 2 exons. Gene Ontology annotation, molecular function: glucuronosyltransferase activity. NCBI's taxonomy places the organism in Eukaryota, Metazoa, Chordata, Actinopteri, Mugiliformes, Mugilidae. The coding region runs from base 420 to 1715 and encodes 431 amino acids. The record is from RefSeq and is a predicted model, not a curated record.
UCCGUUAGCAUUGCUUCCGCAAACAGCUAGCAGAGUCCCACUGCCAAAGUCAGCUGCGCCUCUUCUCCCUAGACUACGGUUAUUGCACAUCGACAUGCGCCGCGGUCGCAGCUCUGACUGGGGACUGUGUUUUGAUGGAGAUCAUAGAAGCUGGAUCCGCUGGUCGCUCAAUUCGUGAGUCUUUUAAUAAAUAAAUAUCCGUGUAAGCGGUGCCACUAACCGGGUGAAGAUGCGGUCUUGUAUUCAUUGUAUUUUAGGCUAGAGGGCUGUAGUGUUAGCAUUGUGGUAGCCAUGUAGGUAAUGUUAGCUGGGGCGCCUGGACAGAAAUAGACAACCUUCGAGGAAGCGCCUGCCAGCUCUCUUCUGUUUGGACCUGCUUUGUCUUCAGUAAUUGGUCAGUCUUUUUUCGUCUCUCUGGAAUGCAUUUCUCCAAGAAAUGUUCCGCCUUCAAAGUGGUGCUGAGUGCUCUACUGAUCGUGGCGCUGCUGCAGCUCAUAUAUCUGUCCUUCCUGUCCAAGUUCCACGGUAAGCAGCAGCGGUACCGAUACUCGGAGCUCUUCGGAGGCUCCGGGACCAAGAAAAAUGCGCAUCCAGAGAAGAACUCGAGGAAGGAGCGCCUGAGGUACUCCCUGUCUACUGGGGGCAUCUUCGACAACAGCGGCCAGUACCGGGUUUACAAGAAUUUGAUCAAAAGUGAUUUCACCACAAAUCAGAAGCCGGGCUCCGACCCCAGCGACAACGUCCUGGCUUUGGCCACACACACGACCAUCAACAAUCUCCACCACCUGGAAUCUCUGCUGGAAAGGUGGCAGAAUCCUCUGUCUGUGGCCAUAUUCGCACACGGGCAAGAUGUCAAGUUCGCCACAGCCCUGGUGUAUGCGCUCAGUUUCUUCUGCCCUCACAUCCAAGCCUUGGUGGACUUCCACUUGGUCUGUCUCUCAGGAGAGAUCGCCAGCUUCCCUGAGCAGGACCGGGAGCAUUUCGCAGGGCUUGAGGACUGCGCCUCUGUGUUCUCCAGGCUGGAGAGCCACAGGGAUAAAUACCAGAACUAUGCCAUCAGUGGAAACAUCUCCUACCCCAACAACCUUCUUCGAAACGUCGCCCGCGGUGGCACUGAGUCCUCCUACAUCCUGGUCAUUGAUAUCGACAUGAUGCCGAGCGCUGACCUACACCCUCAGUUCCUAGACAUGAUAUCCAGGCGCGAGCCGGCAAGCGAUGAGGUAUUCGUCCUGCCGGCUUUCGAAAUUCGCCACGCCAGGAAGAUGCCUGCCACCAAGCCGGAGUUGGUUCAGCUCUACCAGGUAGGAGAAGUCCGUCCUUUUUACGAAGAGUUGUGUCCUCGCUGUCAAGCCCCUACCAACUACUCCCAGUGGGUUAACAGCCACGUUAGAGGGACGGGCACCCUGGAGGUCGCCUACACGCUCACCUGGGUGGACCCCUGGGAGCCCUUCUACAUCGGGCCCCGGACCGUGCCCCUGUAUGACGAGAACUUCAAGCAAUAUGGCUUCAAUCGUAUCAGCCAGACCUGUGAGCUCCAUGUGGCCGGAUACAGGUUCUCUGUGCUCAGCUCUGCUUUCGUGGUGCAUCGCGGCUUCAAGAUCCAGGGGGAAUUCCACGCCAGGAAAGACGAGGAGAACAAACGCAACCGGGUCCUGUUCCGCAGCUUCAAAGAGGGCCUCAAAACCAAAUACCCAUCCUCUACCAGACGAUGCUGAAAACAGGCCAAGGGCCUGUAUCCUGUCCAUAUCAGUCUCCAGUAGAAUCGCUGUUCGGCUGAAACGGUGUACAUUUCCUUAUUGUUGCCAGAUUUAGCUUUCAGUCAAGCCCUCUGUUCCCAACUUCUAAAAUCAGCACAUAAGCGUCCUAGUUUUUCUAAUUCAACUCUUUGAAAACAACAGGAAGACGUCCUCAGGGGAUUUCUGAGUGCAUCUUGCUAGUCGGUACUUAACUAAAGCUAAUAUAAAAGCAAGGUUAUUCUAUUUUAAACACUUUUUGAGUGACUGCAAUAAACAAAAGUCCUACAUUUCCGCUGACUUUAAGUUUUACAUGGCAGGUUGCCUCGGUCCUUUUAGGGGAAAGAGCCGUGGGUCAUUGUAAGCAUAAAAAUGGAAAAAGGACCACACCAGUAUCUAAACUGACUUGAGAUAAUUAUAAAGACUUUACAUGUGCAGCUGCUAAGAAGUCUGCAACCUGACGCUAGAAACUGGUGUUUGUGUAGGCAUUCAGAAAGCUACAGGGCAUCGCAAACAUGUCCUUGUUUAUAAGGCGACAUUAGCGUGGAAGCUAAUGUGGCGCUUAUGUUUUUGCAGCAGGUUGUAGCGCGGCUGUUGGUCUCACAAAGAUACAACACAGAUGUUGAUGCCUUACAUAGAUACAGUUUAAAAUUACAAAAUUGACAUGAAACAUGAAAUUGAUUUGAUCAAAAAAAUGAAAAUGUUCCCUAUCCACACUACAGGCCGAAAGUUUGGAAGCAACUUCAAGUUUCUGUUCACAAUGUCUUAAAAAACAAAACAAAAACAGCUAAGUUAUAUGUAUUUUGGGAUGUAUUUACUGCACAAUCAGACUUUGCUUUUUUCCUCUGUUUUCCUUAAUUUACCUUUAGGUGUACAUUGAUGUUAUCAGAACAUUGCAAUAAAUGUCAGCAGGAGAAGCUAGGGGUUUAGUUUUAGGAUCAAGAAGAUUUGCAAGAGUCACAACUUCAGCGCAAAAGUCAAAAAACAAAUCACGGUUUGCAUUAUUCACUUUAACUCUGCAUACGAUUAUCCCCUGUGGAACAAAUGCCUCAUAUAUGCCAUGAUGUUGUUACAGCCAGAGGAGUUUACUUUGAAGAAAGAAAAACUCAAGGAAGUGAUAAUUAUAGUUUAAAAUGUCUUCUGAGAAGUUGCUCUUUAUAUUACAAUCAUGUUUACUUUGAUGGAAAGUACACCAAUAUUUUAUGUACAAAUUUGAUCUUGCUUCCAAACUUUUGGCCAUAGUGUAUGUUUAAGAGAACUCUAUUAUAUUCUGAUCGGUGAAUGCGAGAAUAGGAGGCACAACUGUGAAACCAGGACCUGUUUGGUAUCAGGAUUAUUGAGUUACAGUCGUGCAGAUGUCGUGGACAAAAAACAUGCAGUUUAAUUUCAGUCCGACCUUAAAUUCUAGCUGGAAUCCAUAAAACUCUUUGUUGGACAUUUUUGCCACUCAUUCAGAAAAUCUAUUGGUGAUGAUGAUGAUGACGAUAAAAAGAAAGUAAAUCAUACCUGAGUCUGAUUAUCAGCCCAGGUAGAGACACAGUUUUUAACAAAUUGAUAUUUUUUCAGUGAGUGUAAAUAAAGUGUGGAACCAAGGCCUUUUUAAAUUUCCACCCGUCUGUGUUGUGCUCUGACCACUAGAUGGCAACAGUCACUUGAGUGGCGGGUGCGGUACAUGCAGUAUAUGCAGUAUUACAUCCUGUAGUGAGAGCAGCAGGGAUUAAUCAGCACCGUGAUGUUCUGUGCUUCGAAGGAGCUGCUUUUACUCAGCGCCACGACGGUCAGCACACCUCAGAGGUUUUUGGUACUUUGUGAGUUCUGACGAAGUGACGCUCCUUGUGAGAUCAAUAAAAUACUCAGAACCGUUUGUAUAGAGACGACGUAGAACACUAGCUUUUUGCCAACACUGGAGAAAACUGCUGUAUUAUUAUAAUAACACUGAGGAUCUAAUACUCCUAUGCCUCUACGUUAUCUAGAGCUUUUCCACCUCUUGUAGAGAAAAUGGGGCAGCUACAGGCAGAAAUGUAGCACGGUUAUAGUGGGUAGAGGAGAAAUAUAUUGCACAGUAAACUCAGCCUUGUUGUCUAAAGGAUUUCUGUCGAAAUACCACCUUAACUACUAGUAAAGAAAUAGCUAAUUUUAUUCUGUAAUACUAUGGUACAUACAAACAGUAUUAAACCUCAACUACCACUCCUCUCACGUCUUUUGUGAAAUUGCAUAAUGCUACAGUGUAUGCAUAAACAAAAGGUUUCAUUUGGUUGUGGUGUAAUUGUUGAUUUUGGAGAGAUUUAAAUAUUACUCAUUCUUAAUGUUUAUGAUAUAUAUUUAUUGUGGAAAUGUUUGGUUAUUUUUUUAAUUUCUUUUUUUUUUUUUUAAUGACCCGAACCAAUAAACCGUAGCACAAAAUAAUGUAUUUAUGGAGUGGGAUCAGUUUGAACCUUUUGUGAUUAUGUGGUGCAGUGCAGUGCUAUAUCUCACAUGUCUUUUCCUUGUUUGAGAAUGCUAUUUCUUUUUUCGGUAUUUAUUUUGUUUUCAUGAAAAGCAUAAUGACUGAUUUGUAUUGUUUUGAAUUUCUAUUAAACCUCCCGGAUGACUUUUAA